Nicotiana attenuata is the source of this 1428-nucleotide messenger RNA. RefSeq lists its product as uncharacterized. The record is from RefSeq and is a predicted model, not a curated record. Bases 1 to 1428 code for a protein of 475 amino acids. The transcript is spliced from 4 exons. Lineage: Eukaryota; Viridiplantae; Streptophyta; Magnoliopsida; Solanales; Solanaceae.
AUGAGCCGGUUUGUCCGAAUCAAGACUUCCGAUUUAAUUCCUGCUGAAAGGAUGCCAUUCCCCGAGGAAUGGAACAUGAAACGCAAGUACAUCCCUAAUGAUGAUACUUGCUUAUCUGCUUUUCCUGUUCUUCCUCGAUCUGACCUCAGAGAUACUGUUGCUAUGAGGCCUCCCCCGCCCGGUGAGGAGGAAAUUCCUAAGCCAACCAAGGAGAAGAAAAGGAAAAGGGCUUCGCCAGCAGUUCCCCCUAAGCCCAAGAAAAAUAAGGCUCGAAAGCCUAGGGCCGACCCUGUAGCCCGAUCUGCAGAGGCGGUUCAACACCUUCGGGGUGAUGAGGAAGAGGGAGAGGAUGAUGACUGUCUGCUGGUAGCUCGGAAGAGGGGGAGCACCGAAGCUUUGAAAGCCGCUGAACCGGUGGUGGCUGAUGCGGUUCAAUCUCGAAUCAAAGAAAUCUCGGAGAGGAGCUCGAGCAGAGUCCCCGAGCCAUGGGGCGGCAAUAGAGCACCUCGUCUUGGAGGACAUUCGGCGGAUGAGCCCGAGGGGCCUAAUUCCGGGGCCCUUCAAAAAGAAGAUAAUGUUCCAAGUGAAUCACUUGGGAUUAUUAACGUAGAUGAAUCACAGCCUGGACCUGUGUUCUCUGAAGGGAAAUUUCGAGAUGUCCAUGCCAUGAAGACUCCCGACAAGGGGACGACCCACGAAGGGAAUGAUAUUUUCUGGGAGUGCUUUGCUGGGGUCGUGGUACUUCAUCGACAAGCAUUUUCCAAAUCUCGAGCCGAGCUUGCCCGAUGCGAGGCCGAACUCAAGAAGCUGGUGGAAGAGAGGGACAACCUUAAACGCCUCUAUGUACAGAAAGAGGAGGAGGUCAGGGAUCUCCGAGUUGAACUGGCGAAGGCUCAUCAAGAACAGAUUGAGCUCAUUGAACACGCCAAGCAGAUAGGCGAGGUAGUGGAGCAGCUUCGAGAAGAGCUCAAGGUGAAAGAGGCUGAGACCUUGGGGUGGAAGCAACAUAUGGAUCGUCUCGCCUCGGAAAAAUAUACGCUUCGGGCCCAGCUGACUUCGAUUGAACGCCAGCUUCAAAAUGAAAAGGGGGAAAGCCUGGCCCGGAGCCAAAAGAUUGAGGAGCUCGAGGCUAAAUCGGCCGUCGAGAUUGCGAAGGUCAAAUCUGAGGCAGAGGCGUUUGUGGCCUCUUAUCGAGCUGACGCCGAGGCUGCUAACAUUCGGGCACAGGAAAUCUCCAUUGCCGCCGAAGUCAAAUUAUCAUGUGCUCUCGAUCACGCCAGGAAACAAUCCCGGAGAGAAACUCUCGAGGAAGUGCAUGCUCGUGGCUUUGACCUCUCACCUGAUAUUAAAAAGGCAAAAAUUUUGGAUGACGAGGCUGCCGCUUUACUCUAUGAUGAUGAAGAUUCUACUAGUGGUUCCGAGAGAUGA